GAUGGUACAGUCCAGACUUCAGCUGUGCUGGUGAUCAAACUACAGGAGCAAAACUUUUUGUAGGAAUGACAACUCCAGACACUGGGAUUUAUCAAGACAACAACUGCAGGAGACCACCGAGUGUAUAUUUGAGGGAUAAAACUAUUAUGACUGUGAAAAGUUUAGUAUCUGGCCUGGGAACUGUAUUGCAGUUCUGCAAGCAAAAAAAUGUUCUUUUGGGAAUUAUUUUACUUCAUCUUGGUAAGACAUGGUGAAGACAUUCAGAAGAGUUAAGAAACAGGUUUUUGCUGCUUUUUGCCUUUGAAUUCAUAUAAGAAACAAGAAGACAAGUCAGCUUGUACUGGAGUUGCUGCUUUUUUGCCAAUAUCCCUUGCUUGGUAUUGCAGAAAAAAAAUAAAUAUGGAAGAUGAUGACCAAGAAAUGCCUAGCUCACAGCUACAAACAGACAGCAGUUUACCAGCAAAUUUCUCCAAACUCUGGACAGAUGUGAUGGGUUUACUGGAUGGUUCUUUGGGGAACAUUGAUGAUUUGGCCCAACAGUACUCUGAUUACUACAACACCUGCUUCACUGAUGUGUGUGAAAGAAUGGAAGAAUUACGAAAACGAAGGGUCUCGCAUGAUUUUGAUUUGGACAAACUGGAUGCCAGUCCUACAUCACUGCAGCUGUGUUCUCAGAUUGAAGAAUCCGUUGGCUUCAGCAGUACCAUGUCAACACCAGAGACUGAAAGAAAAGCCCCACUCCACAAGUCAAGUUCUGAAGACAGCUCAGUAGGUAAAGGUGAAUGGAAAAAGAAAAAUAAGUCUUUUUGGCAGAACAUCCGCAAGGCUCAGAAGGGGAUAAUGAGGCAGUCUUCAAAAGGGGAAGAUAUUGGCUAUGUAGCCAGUGAGAUCACUAUGAGUGAUGAAGAACGCAUUCAGCUGAUGAUGAUGGUGAAAGAGAAGAUGAUAACUAUUGAGGAGGCACUUGCUAGGUUGAAGGAAUAUGAGACCCAAAGCAGACAGAUGUGUGCCAGUGACUCUGCUGAGUGGACAGAUGAUUCUAACCCACCAGUGGACGAGUCAUCUACCUGUAACUCUCGAGAACAAUCUGAGGAUGAAGGUGAAGAAAUGGUGAAAUUCAAGCGACUACAUAAGCUGGUAAAUUCUACCCGAAGAGUGAGAAAGAAACUUAUAAAAGUAGAUGAAGCGAAGAAAGCUAGUGCUGAUGAAGACCAAGUUUUUGUUGGUCCUCCUGUGCGGGAUGACAGAUCUGCACUUUACUCAGGGGUGAACAAGAAGCAGUUUGUCCAUGAUAGCUCAUCUCCAAGGCAGCAAGAGGAGGACUCUGACUCCUUGUCAAUGUCACGGUCAUCCAGCAGUCUGGAAACAUCUAGUGGGAAAAAACUUGUGAAGACCCCUAGUAAGUCUGAGAGCAAGGGCCUUAUCAAGUCAGCAAAGAAGGCAGGGACCUUCUUUUCUUACCCAGAUGAAGAGAGAGUACAAAAGGUGUCUCGCUCCCUGACAGAAGCUGAGAUGAGAAAGGGACUGAAUCCUCUGACUCAUGGGGUAAGUAAUGAAAGCAUUUGCUUAUAUGACAGUGGCAGGCACAAACAUCACAUUUUAGUGUCUUUGGAAGACAUUCAAAAUGUGAGGAAACAGCUCCGACUGAAAAAAAUUGAUACUAAUUACUCAUGUCCCAGAAAUUUUCUUUAUCAGCGCCCAGCCAGAAAAGGAAUAUCUGUCACUACCUGUGACCUUCAUUUGGCUCAAGAAAAGACCAAGGGGGGAAGUUGUGGCUUUCCAAACAGAAGGCUACGAGGGAGAACAGCUGUGAGUGAGUUCAAUAUUACAUAUGUGGUUGAAAGGAGCCUCUAUGGCCAUCUGAAUUUGUCCCAUCUGAUGCGCCCAAUGACUGAUCGUACACUGAGCAAAGCUGAUAAGCAGGAUCUGCGUCGUUGCCUUCUGGAAGAGGAAGAGGAAUCGGAGAAGAAGUGGGCUGCUUCAGUAGAUCGCUGCACUAAAAGAGUGCUAUUGAGAAUUCACCAGAAGUCUAGAACAUGCAGCUUCGGGGGCUUUGACCUGUCCAAUCGUGUGGUGCACAUAGGAAACAACGGCUCUGAACCACUAGGUAGGGAAGGAGAAUGCAUUUACAAAGAAGUGAACAAGUCGCCGAACCCUUCCCGCAUCUCACUUGGUAAGAAAGUGAAAUCGGUGAAAGAAACCAUGAAGAAGAGGAUGUCCAAAAAGUACAGCAAUUCUUUUUCUGAACAGGACUCUAGUCCUGAUGGGAUGCCUGGUUGUCCACAGUCACCUCAUCCAGACACAGAUUCCUUGGAUAAGCCUAAGCUAAAAAGUGGAGGAUCUGUUGAAAGUCUCAGAAGUUCUUUAAGUGGUCAAAGUUCAAUGAGUGGCCAAACUGUGAGCACAACUGACUCCUCAGCAAGUAACCGAGAAAGUGUAAAAUCUGAAGAUGGAGAUGAUGAAGAACUUCCGUACAGAGGACCUUUUUGUGGUCGUGCCAGGGUCCAUACAGAUUUCACACCUAGUCCAUAUGACUCGGACUCCCUUAAACUCAAGAAAGGUGACAUCAUAGACAUAAUCAGCAAGCCUCCAAUGGGAACAUGGAUGGGACUAUUGAACAAUAAAGUUGGCACAUUCAAAUUUAUCUAUGUGGAUGUUUUACAUGAUGAAGAGAAGCCAAAACGGCCCACAAGGAGAAGACGAAAAGGAAGACCACCAAAGCCCAAAUCUGUUGAGGAGCUUCUAGAACAAAUUAAUAUGAAGGAGCAUAUGCCAACCUUUCUUUUCAAUGGCUAUGAGGACUUGGACACGUUUAAAUUACUGGAGGACGAAGACCUGGAUGAACUCAACAUUCAUGACCCAGAGCACAAAGCCAUCCUGCUGGCAGCUGUGGAACUGCUACAUGAAUAUGACAGCAACAGUGACCACUGUGGAUCUCAGGAGAAGCUGCUUCUUGAUGGACAGGGACUGAUCGAACACUCUCCACGUGACUCUGGCUGCUAUGAUGGCAACGAUAACCCUGUGAAUGGAAAAAGUAAAAAGAGUUUUACUUUGUCUGCAAAGUCUACAGACUGUGACUUCAACAGUAACCAACUUGCAAACUAUCCAACUCUGCCUUUAACUGAGUCUGUAGAAGCACUGCAGAUUGAGGGAAAAGAAAAGAGACUUCAUCUGAUUUCCUUUGCCAAAAGCAGCUUGAAGCCUUUUAGCUUAAAGGGCUGGAAGAAGAGUCACCGGAGUCUACCAGCAAAAGCAUGCCGCAGCUGUGAGACCCUUGACUGUGCACAUCCUGCAGAAAAUGAGAGGAAAAGAUCUCGUUCCCUUGGUGACCUACAGAAGGACUUCAGCUCUGAGGCCCAAAGUAUGGGCAAAGCAUGUCAACAUUUUAAUCAAGUUAAAGACAAGAAGAAAUCCUUUAGCCUGAAGCUUAACAUUAUUCAGGACACUUAUUCUAAAGCAGAUAAGCCUGCUGACCAAGCAAAAGAAAGCAGUGACCCUCAGAAACCACAAACAAGAGACUUAUGUCAGAAUGCACCAGAACUGCCCUCCAAACAAACUGUACAAAUGCAAAGUGAGAAAACCCAGCAAAGUAGGGUGAAACGUUUUGGAAAUGGUGAACAUGUUAGUCGUCUUACAGAAGACUCUAAUGCCCCAGUUGUUAGAGACACUGUAGAAACUGAGCAGAAAUGCAGUAACAUUACAGAGAUACGGCCACAUUCCAAGCACCCUGCACAACCUCCUCCAGUCCCUGCAAAAAAAUGCAGAGAGCGUCUGUCAAAUGGACUUUUGCCCCCCUCUGGCGUGAUGAGCACUGGUGUUACAAGUGCAGAAGGAUUGUCAUUGCCAUUUAAAAAGCCAAUCUCCCCCACUGACUGCACAUUAAUAGUAAGUCCUUUGGCACUGGAGCAGCCCAGUACCCCUACAAGUCCACGACCCCCAUGGUGUCCUGACGCAAGUGAUACAGGGACCUCUCAUGGUAUGAAAUUGGGGCAUGUGUCUAUGAAAAAAAUCUCCUGGACAAGAGGUGCAGACUUGGACAUGCUGAUAGAGAACAAGCUACUAUCUGAAGGAAUUGAUUUAAGUGAGGAACCUUACUCUGAUAAGCAUGGCCGUUGUGGAAUCCCUGAAUUAUUAAUCCAGAGAUAUGCUGAAGAACUUAACCAGCCUGUCAAAGAGGUUGCUGUCAACAUGGAUGAAUUCCGUGUAAAAGAACUGAGGAAGCAGCAUCGAAUGGCUAUUCCAAGUGGAGGCCUUACAGAAAUCUGCAAGAAAGCUACAUCUCCUGGACAUAUCAGCUCUGUUUCUGACUGGUUGAUUUCUGUUGGACUUCCAAUGUACGUUGACAUACUCACAGCUGCAGGAGUGGAUAGUUUAGACAAAGUGCCCUCCCUAUCAGAAGACUGUCUUCAAGAGGCUGGCAUAAAGGACCAGAAGCACAUAUACUGGCUUGUGGGAGCAGCAAAAUUACUGAACCCUGAAAACAUAAAAUUAUAACACAAGUAUGGCUAAAUGCUGGUGUCCAGCUUGACUUUAUAACAGGGGUCGAUAAAUGUAUUCAUCAGUGAGUUCUCUCCUCCCCUUCAAGAAUAAGAAAAGGGAAGCCACUUGAAAGCAUUUACAAGCUGAGGUGCAAUUUGGGUAUUAUGUUGCCGACUCGUGUGUGGAGCCAACUAAUCUCCUCAUUUGCUCAGUGCAGAAAUGAUGCUCAACACAGAGUUUAGCUAGGUCAGGGGGCUACUGAGUUGCUUGAUUGUCAGCAAUUUCUGUGACUAUAAAGCCUCGUGUGCUUACAGUCUCUGUUUGCAAAGACCCAUACAUUUUAAAGCUGCUGUUUAGAAGUUAAACUUUUUGCCUUACUGUAAGCUUUUAACAUGUUAUCUAAGUAGUAUUUGCUAACAUAAUGGUAAUAUAGCUGCCUAUUUUGGAAGUUAUUGACUGCAUUUACAGUUUCCAAAUAAACUUGAGCUAAUUAAAGUUGUCUGCCUGCUAAAAUGGCACAAAGUACUAAUGCUAUAAACUUAUUCUGAUGUAUCUUAGCGUAUUACAACUUGAGGUAACAUAAAGGCCAGGAAAACAGUUUUUUUCUUCUCACUAGGCUAGUCUUUAUAGACAGUUACAAAUGGCAUUAAGUACACAUUAGAGUAUAUAUAUAUUUCCAAAUAUCAUCUGUAGCUGGCUUCUUCAGUUUAUCUCACUUUUAGUCAUACUGUUUUGUGGCAGUCUUUUAUGUUUCAGCAAUAAUUUGUAUAUUGCAUUGCGUCCAAGUACAAUGCUUGUUUAGCCAUACCUCAGGGCAGAGGUGCUGUCAUACAUGAAGAAUUAAAGGAAACCUUCAGAGCACAUGGCAGAACUGGAAAACUGGAUUUUCUAGCAGUGAUAAUAGUGAGGGCAUGUAGUCUUUGCAGAUGCCUUCUGGCAGUACCUCUGCUUCUUAGAGUCAGGACAGCCCCCACUGCUUUGGGCAGACCUGAGUAUAUUUAAAUUCAUUCAGAUAUAGAGAGCAGGUCCAAUAAGCAGUGUAUUGUCUGUAUACAGUAGUCAGCAAAAGAUUGUAAGACUGAAGAGAAGGCAGACCCCACAGCACUACCCUUACUGAGGUGAACACUUUACAUUUUACAAUAACAUUGCAUCUCAUUUGGUUCUGGCUUAUGUCUGUCUUGUCUCAGAAGUGGUGAUUUGCCAGGUGCAAGACUAACCAGUGCAGGAAGGAUUGAGUGCUGCCCCAGUGGCUGCCCAUUAGCUUUGAAAAUGAGCAAAGUACCCAAAAAUAUGCAGCAGUCAAAUAAGCCAUUUGUUCAGAUAGGCUCACAGGUCACAGAAGGACAUUGUAUUUGGCAUAAAGAGAUGGGAGACAGUGCUAGAAAGCUAAACAAAAGUCAAGAUUUAGAGUAGGGAAGACAUAAAUGAGUCAUAAUAUAGCAUAGCAUAGCCCUUCACAUAUGCUUCCCAGAUUAAUAUCACUUGGUCCUUGCCUUUCCCUUACCUCUGAAUUUCAGGAGCAUCCCUACAUUUAUAAGAAUGAAUCUGUGGCCGAGUAUGGAAUUUACAGACAACCAACAAUGCCAGUUAUUAAAAUUACAUAAUUGAUUUUAUCUUUACAACAUUCUUAAUGAAUGGCACAGUAUUUUAAAUCAUAACUUUCAAAAUUCUUAAUAAACAGUACAAUAUUUUAAAAUUAUCCUUCAUUUUAGGUAUUGGUCAUUUAUUUUGAGUUUGUUCUGAUGCUUUAAAGCAAGAGAUUUAGAGCUAUGUCUUGCUAUACACCUAUUUUAUUCAAAGUAUAAAUAAUGUUUUAUUUAAAAUUUCUUUUCAUUUAUUUUUGAAGUGGAAAGUUCAUUUAGAUGUUAAAUAAAAAUUUUAUAUGGAAUUUUUGCUUUCCAACAGUAGCAUUUAGCACCAUAAGUGGGCUGUUGUCCAUGUACCGUACUUGGAAUGAGGCCACAAAUCACUGCACUAAGUAUUGAUGUUGCCAGUUUCAAUAACUGAACAAAUCUCCACAGGCAGUAUUUACUACAGGAUUCUCUGGACAUGCACUUGGGAGGUAUCACACAAAAUGGCUUGGCUUUCUGAAGGUAUAUAAUAAU
Molecule: messenger RNA, 6584 nt
Organism: Protopterus annectens (West African lungfish)
Lineage: Eukaryota; Metazoa; Chordata; Ceratodontiformes; Protopteridae
Gene: SASH1
Product: SAM and SH3 domain containing 1
Exons: 20
Coding region: 400-4494 (1364 amino acids)
Molecular function (GO): protein binding
Source: RefSeq, a predicted model, not a curated record